CAUCACAGCCCACUUCCAGUGGAAGGCUUUUCCUACAGAGGAAGAAGACAAUGAAGAGAAGAGGAGGCAGUGUCGUUUGCUGCGGCUGCCAAAAGAGGUGUGGCAGGAAAACUUAAUGGAGGAGAAAGAAAUAGAGAAGGUGAAGGGCUCUUGUGAAGAUCGCACUGCCCUCCUGAACAGCAUGGUCCAGGAGGAGAUGGCAAAGGUGCAAGAAGACCCCAUGCUGUUCUCCAAUGACUUUUUUUUCAUUGAGCCAAUGGAGGGAGAAAUCGGGCCGCAUUGUUCGGCUGAAAUCAAGGUGACCUUCAAACCCCUGGAGGCACUGGAGUAUCGAAGUGUGGCUUACUGCAGCAUCUCAGGCCGUGAGACCAGGCUGCCCCUGCACCUCAGAGGGGAAGGCCAAGGACCCUUGGUUGAACUCAGCUCUCAAACACUGAACCUUGGGAACAUUUUUGUCAACACCUCCCACGUCUGUGAGGUGAAACUGAUUAACCAAGGAGCUAUUGAUGCUCCCUUCACCUAUAUCCCUUCAACCACAGACAUGGGCUUCUGCUUCAAGUUUGCACCCGAGGAGGGCAUCAUUGCACCAGGUGGGACCCAGACUGUUCAGAUCUCCUUCAAUGCCCCCAUGUUGGGGUGGUUUGAGGAAGAAUUCCAGUUCAGUGUGGCUGGAUCUCCUACACCUGUGAUCCUCACCAUCAAGGGCUGUGUCACUGGACCGAGUUUACACUUCGACCUCCCUGAGCUCGACUUCGGGGACAUCUCCUUUGGCUUUCCCUACACGCAGAGCUGUCGCCUCACUAACACCUCCGUGGUGCCCGUGAUGUUCAAGCUCCGCGUGUUGGAUGAUGGCACGCAGCCGGCUGUUAGCAGCUUUGACCAAAUACGCAACGACAGAGACCCAGCCUGGAGGAAGGGAAUUCAUUUUUAUGUGGAGCCCAUGGAGUUUACAGUGAAUCCCAGCCAAGGGACCAUCCUCCCCGAGGGACACCAGGAUAUCGAGGUGACCCUGUGUUCCAACACUGUGAUGAAAUUCUACCGGAAAAUGCUGGUGGACCUGGAGGGUAUUGGUGAGGGAGUGGCAUCACUGAUCAUCUCAGCCAGAUGUCUCGUUCCUGAGCUCCAAGUGUGCCCCCAUGUCCUGGCCUACAAUGAGUGCUACCUGAAGGUGCCGUAUGAGAAGAAACUCAUCAUUGGGAAUCCCAGCCACCUUCCUGGCUGCUACGGGCUUAUUCCCCAGGAUCGCAAUAAGGACUCUCCUGUGUUCUACUCCAGCCCCAAACCCUGUGGGAUUGUCCAGCCUCACAGCUCUGCAGAGAUUCCAGUCAUAAUCGAAGUGCAGACAUUGGGCAUGCAUCGCACCAACGUUCUCAUCGGCGUGUUCGGGAAUGAGAGAAACCCCCUGGUAUACAAACCCCACUGCUUUGUUACUGAACCCAGAGAAGGAGUGAUUCCCCCUAGGGGUGAGGUUCCUGUGACUGUCACAGCAACCCUGAAUGACACGGGGAAUUUUCCUGACUCCAUCAAGCUGUUCACUGGGAACAGACUUUGGGCCAACGUAAAGCUCCAGGCCUUGGGCAUUGGCACCACAAUUGUCAUAGACAAACCAUUCGCCCCAGAGCUCAACUUGGGAUACCAAUUCAGCCCACCUGAGGAGGAGGGCCAGAGUGUGUCAGCCCUCAGUAGCCCCAAGGAUGAUUCCCAGAGCCCCAAACGUGCCAGCCCCGUGUUUCGGGUGGUACCAGAGUUGAUGGGCCUGCAGCCAGGCCAGUCUGUGGACAUGGUGCUGCGAGGCUUCUCCCACAUCCCACAGGAGGUGCAGGAUUAUGUGUUGUGUGAAGCUGUCAUUGGGACAAACAUAAUGAAAAAGAAGAUAAUAAAAACAAUCAUUACCUGCGAGUUUAUUCACCCCUCUAUAGAAGUGUCAGCCAGACAAUUCUCUUUCCGGGUGGACAAGAAACCCAGUGAUGUCCUGAGGCUGCAGUACCAGCCUUUGGCUUUAAAAAACACCUGCCUGCUGCCACUGGACCUCAUGCUGGACUUGGAGCAGCCGUUCCUGAUCUGCAAUGAGGACCAGCAGCCCCUCCCACAUGGCCAGCCCGUGAGAGUGGAUGUAGGGGCGACCUGUCAUCUCUACAUCGCAUUCGACCCAGCUUAUGAACUGGAUUUUAAGAGCUGGAAAAAAGAGAAGGUUCUGAAGAUAGACAUGGUCAGGGGCCAUCCUUUUGUGGAGCGUAUCAUCCUUCGGGGAGAAGUGCACUUCCCAAAUCUCAAAAUCCGCCCCAGUGCCCUGGGGUUUGGCUGCACCUUGGCUGGCACUGAAGAAGUGCGUUCUCUGAAGAUGACCAACUGCAGCCCACUUCCCGUCCAGUACCACUGGGCAUUCCAUUCCAACAGCCAGGUUUACAGGCUGAGAGAUGAGCUUUACCCACCUAAAUUCAAACCCCAACCACCAAAGGAGAAGAAAACCUGUUUGGAUCGCCCGGCAGCUCUAUGGAGACGCUACAAGAUGAGAAAUGCAGAGGCAGCCCGAGGCCUGAAAAAAGUGCUGGAUUUUACUCAGUCUUUAAGAAUAGAGGUGCCACCACAAAUUCCUGAAAACCCUCACCUCCCAUUAGGCUUGGUGGAAUUCAGGUUCUCCAUGGACACUCCAUACAGUCCCCUCGAAGCAGAGAAGGCUUUCAGUAUCCUGCCACUGUCAGGUGUGCUGCAGCCAGGAGAGAGCCAGCAGGUCUCCUUCACCCUCUCUGGCCACCUCAACACCAUCUCCAAUGUCACGGCGCUGUGCCACGUGGAGGGAGGCCCCACCUACGAGGUGCUGCUGACCGGGGAGGUCUCACGUGUCAGCUACUCCCUGAGGCCCCGGGAGAUCAACUGUGGCUUACAGAUGUUUAAUGAAAUUCAUCACAGCAAGGUCACCCUGGGGAACACUGGCAAGAUUGAAUUCAAGUGGGUGCUAAAGCCUAGCCCUGCAGACCAGCAUCUGCCUGGUGUGUUUCUGGUCAAGCCCACCACUGGCUCCAUUGCACCUGGCAAGAAGCAAGUGCUGAAAUUCUCUUACAUGCCGGGAUUCUCAGGAGCCUUCAGCAGAACUUACCAGCUUAAAGUGGGUGACCUGGACCCGGAAAAUAUCUGCCUGAAAGGAGAAGCAUCCUUUCCCAUGAUCAGUGUGAACCUGCCCUGGAACAUCAAAGGAAAUGAAAAAUAUGAGAAGACACUGAAACGGCUCAUAACACGCUGGCAACUAUACAGUCCGGGGUAUAAAUCAUUUGUUCAGAAGAAGACUCAGAGCCCAAAGACCAAGACCUUGAAGUCUCAGACCCCAACAACUCAGGCCUUGAAGAUUCAGAAUCCCAAGACUCAGGAACUGAAGCCCUGCGUGCUUGACUCUGGCAUUGUAUCAAACACUCAGCUGCAGAUAAAGAUGAUGAAUACGCUGGUAGAGAAGCCUUUUCUAAAGCUCCAGGAAAAGCUCACAUCCUGUCCCCUGAAGAGCAGCUUCUAUGACAAGGACCUGUGCCAGGGUCUUGUCAAAGUUGAGCUGUUCGAGUAUGUCCUGGACAUGGGCCCUGUCCUUAAGGGUUACACUGAAACACACACUCUGAAGAUCAGCAACCCUGGGCAGAUCCAUGCGUCCUUCCAGGUCGAUGUAUCUGUCCUGCAGGACACAGGUUUCAGCGUGGACCUGGACCAGAUGAAUGGCCUGCCCCCCAACCACACCCUGGAGUUUGACGUGCGCUUUGAAAGUGCCCACAAGCCACAGGGUGAUGUGGAAGUGGUGCUGCCCAUAGAGGUGACAGAAGGCCCUGUGUACAACGUCCGCCUCCAUGCCACUGUUUUGGAACUGUCGCUCGACCUCUCCAAGAACAGACUGCAGUUCUCUGACAUCCUCGUUGGGCACUGCCAGGUUGAGACCAUCCGACUCCACAACUGGUUCCGAGUACCCUGCCGAUGGUUCAUUACUGCCAGCAAGCCUGUUGUGAAGAAAGAUCACCUGAAAUAUGUGACACCAGCUGUACGUCAGAAGAUGCAGGCACCAGAGGAUGAGCACUGUCCCUUUGAAGUGACGCCCUCCAAAGGAACCCUUGGACCAGGAAAGUGGCAGAACUUGCAAAUCCAGUUUACACCCAAGGAGGAGAGGUCUUACAAGAAUGAGCUGAAGCUUAACAUUUGUGGGAGCAGCAUUCACCUAAAGCUGCACCUCUCAGGACAAGGUCUGGAGCCACGAUUGGAGUUCAACCCCCCAGCACUAAAGAUGGGAUGGUUGCUGGUGGGCAGCGAUGGGGUGGAGGCCACAACGGUGGUGAAGAAUCCAUGCAACUUCCCCAUUGAGUUUUACUCACUGGAUUUUGAUGAGAAGUACCUUGAGGAGGAGAAGAUCCUGCGGAUGGCAGUGGGGUCUAAGUACCAGAAGAGCUUCUUUAUGCCUCCACGUUCCGUGGGUGAGACGCUGCCCCCAGAGGUGCUGCAGAACCAUGAAGCACAGAGGAGGCCAGAGGCUCAACAGGCAAAGCCCAAGGCCAGGGCUGAGGCUGAGGCCAAGGCCAUGGGCAGGGCAGCAGCAGAACUGCAGUGGGAAAAAGCUAUGCAGAGGAGCAUAAAACAUGUCUUGCAAAUGGAUAAGGAUGAGUAUGAUGCCCUCCCUAAGGAGAAGAAAGCCAAAGUGGAUAAAAUAAUACUGGAAAAGAAGCGCAUACGGAGGAACAGGGAGCUGAAGCAGCUGGCUCAAAAGCUUGAGGAGGAGGCAAAAGCCUUAGAGGAGGAAGAGAGGCGGAAGGAGGAAGAGAGGCAGAAGGAGGAAGAGAGGCGGAAGAAGGAAAAGAAGGGCAUCUCUGUGGGGAAGCAACCUACAAAACCAGAGAAGGGGAAAACCAAGACCCCAGAGAAGAAGGAAACCAAGACCCCAGAGAAGAAGGGAACCAAGGUCCCAGAGAAGAAGGAAACCAAAUCUCCAGAAAAGAAGGAAACCAAGGCCCCAGAAAAGAAGGAAACCAAAAUCCAAGAAAGUAAGGAAACCAAAGCCCUAGAAAAGAAGGAAACCAAAAUCCCAGAAAUAAAGGAGACCAAAGGGGAAACCAAAGCCCCAGAGAAGAAGGAAACCAAAGCCCUGAAGAAGGGGAAACCCAAAGCCCUAAAGAAGGGGGAAACCAAAAUCCCAGAAGACCCAGCAGAGAUGGAGAAGAACUUGAUCCUGAGGUUUCAGAUCUAUGAGUCAUCGCAGCAGAACGUUGCACAGGUUUUCUCCUACUGGGACAGGGUUCAGGGUACCGUGCAGUUAACUGUGACCCAAAAGGGAAACAAGUCCCAUUCUUCAGCUGAAAACAAAGGUCAGAAGACCAGUAAGCCUCAGGAGAAGGUGGAGAAGAAGCCUGAACAAAAAAGUGGAGACCAAGGGAGUCUUCAGUCAUCUCAGCUGGAGACGCUAAGUGAAGUUGCAGAAGGGGAAGUCAGAGAUGAGCACAUUGGGGUGCCGUGCCUGGACAUCCAGGUCUCAGAUCCAAAGACCAUGAUUGAGGAGAUCCUGAGGGAUGGGAAGCUGCCAACAGAAGACGAGAUGCUGAAACAUGUGGGAUUGCAUCCCAAAGGGCCUCCCCUUCCCCCUGGUGCUGUCCUCUCCAUAGUCAAGUACCCAGAGGAGCGGCUGGGGCCAGCAGAGGAUGUGCAUCCCUUCACCAUUGUGGCACCAAAAGGUGCUGCUAUGGAAGACAAUCUGGUGGAUGCUCCAGUGGUGCCAGAACUGAAGGCCAAGGCCCCAGAUGCAAAGGGCAGUUCUGCCAAGGGCCAACCAAAGACAGGUAAAGCAACCAGCAGAGACAGCUCUGCAAAGGAGAAGCAGAUCUCCACACAGAGAACAGAAAGUCCCCGGGAUUCCUCUGCAACAAGAUCCAAAAGUACAGUGGGAAGUGCCUCAGUCCCCACAGAACACCUCAGGCUGAAACGGUACCGGUGGAUCGUGCCUGCCCACGGUGAGGUGGAACUGAAGGUCCACUUCUUCCCCAAAAAGCCAGGGAGAUUUAAACAGACACUGAGGUUUGAGCUCAUGCAGACAAAGCGCCAGUACGAGCUGCCCUGCAGUGGCACCGGCCUGUACCCCAGCAUCAGCCAGAACCCACGGGUGGUGUUUCCACAGUGGAGGGAGACCAUGGAGGAAGAUGAAAUCAUCUUCAAGGAGUAUGUUGAGAGCACAAAGCAAUUCCACUUUGGACCGCUGCUGUGUGGGAAAUCAAGAGAGUGGUACAAGGCCCAGAAAUGUCCCAGCAACUCAGAGAAUCUAACCAUCCUCAACAACUCCCCCAUGGACGUAGAGGUCCAGUUCUCCUUUGAGAAAGAUCAGAAAGCAAAGACGUUCCUUUUGGACCCUCCCAGCAUGACACUGAAACCCAAGGAGAAGCAGGAGCUGACCAUUUGGGCAUACCCCACUUCCCCUGGCUUCCUGGAAGACAAACUCAUCUGCAGCAUUGGGAAGAACCCGCACCCAGUGGUCUUCGGCCUGUGCUGCCAUGGGGUGCACGUGAAGCUGGAGGUCAGCCCCCUGGAGCUGUCUUUUGACAAGCUGCUUCUGCACAGGACUGACAGCAGGACCUUGGUCCUGAAAAACAACAGCCUGCUGCCUAUGGCCUGGCGGCUCAAUGGGCUGGAUGACCUUGUUGAGGACUUCUCCUUGUCACAAGACAAUGGCACCCUUGAUCCCCGCUCAGAGUUUGAAGUGACACUGCAUUUCAAGGCUGAGCAGAUUGGCAGCAUUGAGAGGACCCUCCGACUAGAGGUUUCAGAUACAGAAAACAUUCUGGGGAUUGUUCAGGCUGAAAACAUUGAAAUCUCUGCAGAGGUCUAUGAUGUUUCUCUGAGCAUCGACAUGCCUGAAGGUCCAGAUGGAAGCUUGGAAUUUGGAACCAUUAAUGUCCUGGAUAAUGUGAAGAAAGUCCUAAGUCUAAAGAACAGAGGGGUAUACAACAUUGAGUACAGUUUCAUGCUGAAGGGUGCAGGUCCCAGGAUGCGAGACGUGGCAUCCUACUUCACUGUUGCGCCUCAGUCGGGCGUGCUGAUUGCCUCCAAGCCUGGUGUGAAUGUUGAGAUACUCUUCCACCCCACCAGUGAAAUGUUCCUCAAGAACAAACCCAUCCUGUACUGCCAGGUGACAGAUGCCAGCUCGGGUGAAAGAGGUGAGACUGUUGCCAACAUCCCAGUGAAGGUGUCGGCCAAAGCUGUGUUCAGCAAGUACAGCAUUGAGCCUGCCUCACCCAUCGACUUCGGAGCCAUGAUCAAGGGCACCAAGAAGACCCAGACGGUCCUGCUGGAGAACAAAGGCCUGCUCAACUUCAAAUUCUGCAUCCGCCAAGCACCUAAAGAUGCAUCUGCAUUGGAAAGCAAAAGUUCAAAGCAAGGGGAAUCUGCUCCAUCGUCUGCAAUGCACUCAACAGCAAGGAAAUCAAGCUCCUUAACACAGAGUCACCUCAGUCUUGGCAUGUUCACGGUGUCCCCCUGCUCCGGCUCCAUCGGUCCGUGGGGCCAGCAGAUGAUCACAGUGGAAUGCCUCGCAGGGCAGGAGGGGACAUGUGAGGAGCAGCUCUACAUUGACAUCCCGGGCAGAGACCCCAAGGACAAUCCCCUCGGCAUUCCCUUUACCCUGAUUGCCGAGUCCUGCCUCCCAGGACUUGCCGAGGAUGUGAUGUUAAUCUUUGAGGAGUACCCGAUCUGCAGCAGCACCAACCUCGAGCGCAGGCUGCUGUCGGUGAAAGGCACGGGCCUGUUUGUCAGAGAUGAGAACAGAUUCAUCUUCAGCAAGGUUCUGGUUGGGCAAGAGGCUGAAGCUCAUUUCAGUAUCUACAGUGCAAGCAGUCUGCCAUGUGACGUGGUCCUCUCCAUCAAACCCCUGCCUGGAGAGGAACAAAUCCCUAUCAACAACAUUUUCAAGUUGGAUCCGGUCAAGAUGUCCGUUCCCGGCUCAUCCUAUGCCGUUGCUACGGUGACCUUCACCCCGCCAGAUGAGCAGAACUACAACUGCGCUUUCAAGGCUUCCCUUGUCAUCCCAAAAAGCUCUGUGAAAAUUAAACCCCAAAGCCUGACCUUCACCAUCAGUGGGAAGGCGCAUGAGCCGCAGCUGACAGUCGUGCGCCCAAGCGCUCGCAGCAAGAGGGGAAACGCCGUGCUGCGCUUCAGGAGGCUCCGGCUGGGGCGUUCCGAGGUGCUGCCCCUGGUCAUCCGUAACGAUGGCAUCAUACCUGUCAAGUUUAUGUUACGCCUGGAACAAGAGCACGGAGGGUUCUUCUUGAAAGGCAGGGCCUCCACACUCAAGGUAUUCCACACUGAAGAUGUGGAAGAGGACUCCAUUGGAAACGAGAGCAAGCCCACAAAGCCUUUCUUCCUUCUGCACUGUGGGGAAUCGGCAGAGUUUAAUGUCAUUUUCAAACCCAUGCUGGCUCAACGUCUGGAAGGGAAGAUUCGUCUGUUGGUGGGGGACAUCUACUCUCACAGGAUCAUAGCAGAGCUGGUGGGUGAAGGCCACAAGGACAAAUUCACCCUUGAUGGACUAGAGGAAGACACAAAGGAGAGGAAUGCUGACAGCAGUCUGAAGAAAGACAUCAUUGAUGCUGUCAGAGUGAAUCACAUCCAGUUUGGGGACUGUCCUGUCGGGAAGCGCUGCUACAGGACCUUCACCAUCACCAACCGCACCUUUCACCAGUUCAUGCGCUUUGAGUGGGAGACAGACGGCCCAUUCCAGUUCUCCCCCAAGGUGGGACACCUCCGUCCUCGUCGUGCCAAGGACAUCACAGUGACCUUGAAGUCAAAUGUCCCAGCCACCUUCAGGAGGCACCUUGUGAAAUGUAUGGUGACCAAGAUCGACUUUGCGCUGCCACCAAGGAAGGUUCCAGACUGGGACGACCGAAAGUGCAUUGUCUCAUGGAACAGUACCACCAGGAAAGACCCAGAACACAAAUUCCCUAAAAUAGAGAAGGUGGUCGAGCCAGUCCCAGAACCAGAUCACACUGUGGUGGAGGAGAGCAGCCAGGAGGUUGAGGUGUACCUCAGUGCUAUUGUUGCCCACACCGAGUUGAAGCUGAACACGCUCGUGGUUCAGUUCAAGGAUACCCUGCCCUUCCAGACAAGGACAGCCACUUUCAGAAUGCACAACACAGGGAGCGUAGCCCUGGAAUACUUCUGGGAGGAACCUGCAGAUAGUAAACCUAGGAGGAAGCCAUACUCAAUCCCUCUGAUGCGUCGAUUCCUCUCCAAUGCAACUGUAAAGCAUCGCAAAAAGCUGCUGCGUCGUUACUGGUGGGAGCUGGCCCAUCCUCCUAAAGUGCGGCCGCGGCGGCGGCGGCUGCGGUGGCCUGUCAGGAAGGAGGACUUUUUGCAGUGGUGGUGCCAGCUGCAGCAGCAGCUUUCUGAGAAGCAGCAGCUGGAUUCCAAGCAGAAGAAGGGUUCCAAGAAGCAGAGCCGCUCCAAGGAAUUGCGCCCCUCUGAGCAGCAGCAGCAGCCCUCUGAGCAGCAGCAGCAGCAGCAGCCUUCUGAGCAGCAGCAACAGCAGCCCUCUGAGCAGCAGCAACAGCGGCCCAAGAAGCAGCGGCCCAAGAAGCAGAAGCCCAAGAAGCAGCAGCAGCUUUUCAAGAAGUCAAUCCUUUCCAAGAAGCUCCGCCGCUCAAAGAAAAAGCAUCUCCUUCGGCAGCGUGUCAGUUCCUCCCUGGAAAUCUUCCCAGAUUCCACCCAUGACGUGCCACUGUUCUCCAUCUACCCCUGCCACGGCAUCCUUGCUCCUGGCCAGAAGCAGACCUUUCAUGUGCAGUUCUCCCCAAAGUCUGCGGGGAUGUUUAAGACCAUCGUGAUGUGCAGGAUUCCUAACCUGAGGCCAACUCAGAAGAGGGUGCGGGUGAUUUUGAAAGGCAGAGCCCGGGAGAAGAGGAAGUUUGGUAAACCGAAACGCUCUGCGUUACGGCAGGCAGGCGAUGGCCCGAGACCCAAGAAGCACGUGCACUGGAAACCAUCACUUGAGUGACAGCGUUUGUGUCAGCUGCAGCAUCCAGCAGCAGCCGGCAGCAUCGUGCCUUCUGCUGCUGAUGGUC
Molecule: messenger RNA, 10061 nt
Organism: Motacilla alba alba
Lineage: Eukaryota; Metazoa; Chordata; Aves; Passeriformes; Motacillidae
Product: hydrocephalus-inducing protein-like
Exons: 56
Coding region: 116-9994 (3292 amino acids)
Biological process (GO): cilium movement; axonemal central apparatus assembly
Cellular component (GO): axoneme
Source: RefSeq, a predicted model, not a curated record